CUCGCUCGCGCGAACCAGGUAACCGGAAGAAUAUAAGGUUGCUUUCGAUGUGAGAAGACUUCAUCAGCAACGUCCUUGGCUUCAGGUGAAACAAGAAUUGGGAUACAGCAUGUCUUUCACGGAAAUCCCAACCUCCAAAGAGCACAUCACUGUUCCUUGGGUACAGGAAGUACUGAGUAGGUAUUUUUCCAACCAAGGAAACACAGAAGAUACUGAUGACAACUCUGCCCAAGUUGUUGUCAAAAGUCUGGACGGUCAAGGUACUGUAGGCCCAGGACAGGGGUUCCUUAGCAACAGGAUUGCAUUGGUUGCCAUGGGAACAGUGGGUGACACGCCCAUGACAACCCACCUGAUGGUGAAGAUGUCCACGAAUGACCCGGAUAUAAGUCAACUUGUGCACGACCUGCGGUUUGACAGCAUAGAGGUCAACUACUACAACCUGGCACUGCCAGCUCUCAGGUCAGAGGUUGAAAGGUUAGAGGGCACAGGGUCAAAGGUUGUGAGGUCAGGUGAGGAGGAAGGUACUGCAGUACCGCUUCCAGUCCCCAGGUGUUACCAUGCAGCAUAUGACAACAGCUCAGGAAAGUCUGUGCUUGUGUUGGAUAACCUACAGUCUAAGGGCUUCUUCACUAAGAAGUUCUCAGAUGGGCUAUUGCUUGAAGAGAUAAAACUUACAGUAUCUGCUUUGGCCAAACUCCACGCCAUCUCCUAUUCAGCCAUGCAACGUGGACAGCUGCCUUCCACUGGGUUUGAUUGGCUAUUCGAUGCAUCGGAAGAAGCUGCGAAUUCUGCCAUCUCUCAGGCGUUUCACGACGGGGUGGACCAGUUUGCAACGGCCUUUCCUGACCAAUCAGAACUGGUGUCGCUGCUGAGGCGACUGGGUAAACGUGUGCAUGGCAUCCUGGGAAGCGAGACAGAGGGUCCACUCAUGGUGCUGUGUCAUGGGGACUGCUGGGCUAACAACAUCAUGUUUAAGGUAGACGAUGCUGGAGUCCCAGUAGAUGCCAUGCUGGUGGAUUGGCAGUUCGUGUGCCGUGCGUCUCCAAGCUCCGACCUGGCGUUACUCCUUCUCUCCAGCACCGACCGGAGUCUACGACAGCGGCACGUCGAUGAAAUCCUCGCGCACUACCACGGCGUACUGACCGCUACCAUCCAGAAGUACGGACUGGCUCUGCCAGGGUACAGUUUGGACAUACUGCGUGCAGACUACCUUGCAGAACGCGUAUUAGGACUGGUUCAGUGCAUGGCCUCGUAUGACUGUUUUGUAGGUCACCAGGCUUCCAUGGAGAGGCUUAGAGACUCUGUAGAAGAGCUCAGGGAGUCAAACCUCAUUUGAGUCUCAUUUCAUUUAAUUUGGUGGUUUUGAGUACACAACUGAACCAAUAGUGCAGCACAAAACACAUAUUUGUGGUGAAUAUGUUCUUCUUGAUCAUAAUUUUGCAGUGGACAAGUUAGGCCCCGCAAAAAUAAAAUACAAAAAUUUUACAUUGAU
Branchiostoma belcheri (Belcher's lancelet) is the source of this 1492-nucleotide messenger RNA. RefSeq lists its product as uncharacterized. The transcript has 3 exons. The record is from RefSeq and is a predicted model, not a curated record. NCBI's taxonomy places the organism in Eukaryota, Metazoa, Chordata, Leptocardii, Amphioxiformes, Branchiostomatidae. The coding region runs from base 110 to 1336 and encodes 408 amino acids.